Messenger RNA from Mytilus californianus (California mussel), 1870 nucleotides. Its product is annotated as low-density lipoprotein receptor-related protein 8-like. The record is from RefSeq and is a predicted model, not a curated record. NCBI's taxonomy places the organism in Eukaryota, Metazoa, Mollusca, Bivalvia, Mytilida, Mytilidae. Bases 307 to 1806 code for a protein of 499 amino acids. The transcript is spliced from 8 exons. Gene Ontology annotation, molecular function: protein binding.
CUCAUUACUUACUGAUAACAAUAGUCGGGCUGUUUCAGAAAGCUGGUGUAUGAAGUCAGAUCAUCAAUUGGUUGAUGCAUAUAUAAUUAACGUCUAUAUGCAACGAAAUUAAUUUGACAGGUGCGAGUUAUUUCCUAAAGUAUUUAACACGUAGGAAUUUUAAAUCUUGUUAAUGCUGCCAAGUGACUUUCAUGUAAAGAUUUUGCCAAACAUGAAGAUGAUGCAGGCAAAGUAACAGAUCUAGUUAAAAAGAGUAAUUUCUUAAUCAGCGAAGAUAGUGAAGAUGUUUAUUUGAAAUGAAGGAAGAUGUUAUACAACGAUGAACCAAUACAGUUGCUUUUUAUUUUUGUUACGUUUCUACAUUUAACACUGGGAGGGUCAGUUUCGGACAAUUGUGAACUUAUCACAGUGAAGUUUUGUAAAAGUAUGCCAUAUAACUACACAAAGCUACCAAACUCGCUUAACCAUCGUAACCAGGACAGCAUUGAUAAUCUAUUAUCACACUUUGAUCCUUUGAUACAGAUUGAAUGCAGUGAAAAUCUACAAAAGUUUCUAUGUUCCUUGUAUGUUCCAAUUUGCAACGAUCUCGAUAAAUUUAUAUUGCCAUGCAGGGAUCUGUGUAUGGAUACUAAAACAAAGUGUGAAAAGCGUAUGCUUUCAUAUGGAUACAAGUGGCCAGAAAAUCUGGAAUGUAGCAAGUUUUCAGAAAAACCGAUGGAAGAGGACAUGGAAAAUCUGUGUAUACCAUUGAAAGAAUCUAAUGACACCGGAUUUGAUUCCACUGACCUGUUAUUCUCCUACAAAGAUGUAGACUCUAAAGAAAUUGUUGUAGAUAACACCUUUAGUGAACCCAUAAUUUUACUCUUAUCAACAUGGCAUCAGAUUUUACUGUAUGACAUACCCAUACAGGAUACCAUUCCUUUACACACCGGAUUAGGACAAGGAGCAUUCAUAGAUUUUUAUUAUCAAGAAAAGCUAAUAUUUUGGGCAGAGGAGGGCGACGGCAGAAUACACAGAGCUUCACUAACUUUAGACGUAUUUCGAGAUAUCCGAGUGAUAGUUGACACAAGUCCAUCAAACAUUGAGAGUAUAGCUGUAGAUUGGAUAACUGGUCAUCUAUUAUGGUUAGAGUCUUAUCCAGCAAGUCUUAAGGCGUCAAAAUUAGAUGGAAGCGACCCAACAGUUAUAUAUACAUUUAUUGAUGAGAGGAAAGUUCCUAAAUUCCUAGUUAUAGAUCCACUAGCAGGGUAUUUGUUUUGGAUAGAUUCUGAAGGUGAUCUCUAUGCUCCAGGUGCUUGUAUAGAACGAUUCAACUUAAGGGAUAAUGAAAGAUCUACAAUAUUUAACAUUUCCAAGGAUGAGUUACACAACAUGGGUCGACCCAAAGGCCUCACAUUAGAUAUGAAUGCACACAAACUUUACUGGACUGAUGCUCGAUCCGAGUCUCUCCAGUGUAUUGAUUAUAAUGGCAAAAACUUCCAAAUAUUAGUAACUAACCCGAAUUAUCUUGGAGAACCAUUAGCUUUAUCUAGAUACAAAACAAAUCUGUUUUGGUCUGAUCGGGACACGAAGUCCAUAGGCAAGAUUGAUUUAAAGAACGGGAAGAAGCCCUCAUUUAUAGAAUCAUUGAUAGCAUCACCUGCUACCGACCUGAAAGUAUUUCAUAAGGAUGUUCAACCAAAAGGCAAAUCGCAUUAUACCAUCAAACUGGAGAAAUCGAGGAAACCAAACGGAGCUUGUGUUUCCUAUGGAAACUUCCUACCGAUUUUGACAAUUACUUUGCUGUUAAUUACUUGUUUUCGUUGAAAAUUUAUUAAAAAUCAACAUAAUUUAUUUUCAAUAUUGUACAAAAUACAGUUUUAGACAUGAU